AUGAGUGAAUUAUCAGACGCUCUGGGACUCACCAGAGCCAUUCUGUGCAACGAUGGUCUGGUGAGGAGGCUGGAGGAGCUGGAGAAAACGGCUGAGCUUUAUAAAGGACUGAUGGAGCACACGAAGAGACUGUUAAGAGCUUUCUAUGAGCUCUCACAGACUCACAGAGCGUUUGGCGACGUGUUUUCUGUCAUCGGCGUCCGUGAGCCGCAGGCCGCCGCCAGCGAAGCCUUCGUGAAGUUUGCUGAAGCUCAUCGAAACAUGGAGAAGUUCGGCAUCCAGCUGCUGAAGACCAUCAAACCCAUGCUGCAUGAUCUGAACACGUAUCUUCACAAAGCCAUUCCAGACACCAAGCUCACCAUCCGCAAAUACCUGGACGUCAAGUUUGAGUACUUGUCGUACUGUCUGAAGGUGAAGGAGAUGGAUGAUGAAGAGUACAGCUGUAUCGCGUUGGGCGACCCGUUGUACCGCGUCAGCACCGGUAACUAUGAGUACCGCUUGAUUCUGCGCUGUCGACAGGAAGCUCGCACACGUUUCGCCAAGAUGCGCAAGGACGUUCUGGAGAAAAUCGAACUCCUGGACCAGAAACACGUUCAGGACAUCGUGUUCCAGCUGCAGCGCUUCGUCUCAGGCAUGUCACGCUAUUACGACGACUGCUACGGCGUGCUGAAAGAGGCCGAUGUGUUUCCCAUAGAGGUGGAUCUGUCCCGCACCAUGAUCAACUACAGCGGACAGAGUCUCUCAUACGAGGACGAGGAGGAGGAAGAGACGGGCAGAGGAGGAGAGGAAGACGCUCCGCAGGCUGAGAACGGAGCCGAGAAACUCAUCGACGACGAGUGAGUGAGCGAGCCAAUGAAUGAGUGAAUUAUCAGGUGAAAUAAUAAAAGAAAGGAAUGUGACGGAUCGCAUUGUCGCUGAAAAAAACUACACAUUCUACAGAUGAGAUGCGUGUGUUCAAUGAAAGGUGGUUAAUAAAUAAUAUGAAUAAAAACAUAUGUUACAUAUUUAUAUAUGAAGUUUAAUAUAAUGUUUCUAUAUUGAUAAACUACGCUUUCAUUCAAAUCACUGAUCAGACAGAAACGGAAUCACUGGUUGCCAUGUUACGUACUUUAGAAUAGAAUGUUAUGUUUGGUUACUAUGGUGACAGAAUUUAAACUUUUAAACAAACAUUCUUUGUUUCAAGUCUUUGCACUCUUUGUUUGAACACAUUUCAAAUGAACGGGACUGAAGUUGAGUUGUCGGAUGUGUUUUUGCACAACUUGUGUGUGUUUUUCUUGCCUUUGAAACACUGGAUGAAUGUCUUUAAGCUCCAGUGGUCUGAAUAUUUCACUAUUUUGUUGGUGUUUUUUUGUUUGUUUUGGGCGUUUGGGGUUAUUUAAUUGAAUUCAGCUGUGUAACUGUGGUUCAUGUAUGUCCUAGAUCGAUUCAAAGGUCUUGAAGGUUAGAAAAACAAAGUUUGAUGAAGAAAAACGCUUGUGAAACCUUCUAUGUGUGAGUAAACAUGUAAAUCAAACUUGUUUCAUGGGCUUUCUCAUUAAACAUCUGAGCU
Sinocyclocheilus rhinocerous is the source of this 1549-nucleotide messenger RNA. Its product is annotated as PRKCA-binding protein-like. Gene Ontology annotation, biological process: receptor clustering; intracellular protein transport; regulation of Arp2/3 complex-mediated actin nucleation. The transcript has 9 exons. The coding region runs from base 1 to 840 and encodes 279 amino acids. Gene Ontology annotation, molecular function: protein domain specific binding; phospholipid binding; protein kinase C binding. Gene Ontology annotation, cellular component: postsynaptic early endosome; trans-Golgi network membrane; postsynaptic density. The record is from RefSeq and is a predicted model, not a curated record. Lineage: Eukaryota; Metazoa; Chordata; Actinopteri; Cypriniformes; Cyprinidae.